Messenger RNA from Carassius carassius (crucian carp), 1009 nucleotides. RefSeq names its product lysozyme g-like. Gene Ontology annotation, cellular component: extracellular region. The transcript has 6 exons. The record is from RefSeq and is a predicted model, not a curated record. Lineage: Eukaryota; Metazoa; Chordata; Actinopteri; Cypriniformes; Cyprinidae. Gene Ontology annotation, biological process: peptidoglycan catabolic process; defense response to Gram-positive bacterium. Gene Ontology annotation, molecular function: lysozyme activity. Bases 189 to 752 code for a protein of 187 amino acids.
GUUGUACAGAGUGUGAACCAGGAAGUUUAACUGCAAAAAAGGUUUGUGGAAAAGGAAAGUUGGAAGAACUUCUGGGAAAAACAAAAAAGAAACCACUCCUUCUGUGAUCAUAUUCUGUAUAAUCAGGUCCUGAUUUUGAAGGCUUGUCAUUCAGAAUUGCUCUUUCACAGCAGUCCCAAGUAAACAUCAUGGCAUGCAUUUAUGGAAACAUCAUGAAAAUAGACACCACCGGUGCAUCACAGGAAACAGCUAAUCAAGACAGAUUAAACGUAGAUGGUGUUAAAGCCUCUGAAAAACUGGCUGAGACUGAUCUGGACCGAAUGAAGAACUACAAGCGUAUGAUCACCAAAGUUGCUAGAGCAAAGCAGAUGGACCCAGCUGUGAUUGCUGCCAUCAUAUCCAGAGAGACCAGAGCCGGAAACGUCCUGGAGGAAGGAUGGGGUGAUCAUGGCUAUGCCUUUGGCCUCAUGCAGAUUGACAGACGCUAUCACCCUCUAGAUCCACGCGUUGCAUGGGACAGUGAGGAGCAUAUCACACAAGCUACAGAGAUACUCAUUAGCUUCAUUAAAGAAAUGAAGGCAAAAUUUCCCAUGUGGUCCCAAGAGCAAUGCUUUAAAGGGGGAAUAUCAGCAUACAAUGGAGGUGUGAAUGCCAUCAGGUCAUAUAAGGAAAUCGAUGACAGAACCACUGGAAAAGACUACUCCAAUGAUGUUGUCGCCAGAGCACAGUGGUUCAAAAGCCAGGGUUAUUGAAAAGCAGCAGUUAUGAAGGUCUAAAAACCUUCAAUUAGUUUAAUGACUACAACAACUCAAGAUUAUAAGUCUUCGUUUUUAAUAUUAGGCCUAUUGCAGUAAUAUGCUUUAGUUAUAUAGAUAUUAGAUUGAUAAUAUAAUCUUUCCAAACCAUCCGAGUGGUAAUAUUAUUUCAAAAUAUGACAAUAUUAAUGAUACUACUGAGCUGCAGUGAAUUUCCUGUAAUGAUAGUAAUAAAGUUCAUUUAUUUACUCAAA